GAGUGGCUUCAUGUGAUGCAGGAUUCCAGGACUGAAAGUCCAGGGGCCUCCAGGGUUCCGGCUCCCACGCUGCCGGACUGCACCUCCUCAUUCGGAGGAACUGAGGUUACACAUGGGCUUGAUUUUUUUUUUCAUCUAAAACAUUCACACCUCCUCCGGGUUUUGUUUGAGCGCGUGCAUGGGCGGGUCCGGGCAGAGAUAACCGCGCGGUUGUUCAUCUUCAGUGGAUUUCGGUCCGAAUCAAAGUUCUUCUCGGCUCAGUGUGGCUUGGUUCCACAAAACACCCUGAUGAGAGACGGACUGAAGUCUGCUUUUAUCCUGAUCUGCGCGUGAAAGCGGUUCGAGAGUGAAAAGUGAAAAGUCGGAUCCACAGAAUGACCGGAUUUGACCCGAGAUGCACACAAGAGCCGCCUCUGGCUAUCGAGGUGAUUUUACAGCUGGACGUUUUCGGGAUCAUCCUUUACGCCGCUCUCACCUUCAUGGCCUUGGUGUCCAUGCUGCUCUACAUGGAGGAGUGUGUUUACAUCUACAGGAAAGUUUCCUCCAACAAGAAGAGCGCCAUCAUCUGGGUGAACGGAGCCGCCCCGGUUAUCGGCGCCAUGUCCUGUCUGGGAAUGUGGAUCCCGAGAGCCACGAUGUUCACGGACAUGACGUCAGCCACGUAUUUUGCCAUCGUGGUGUUUAAGUUUCUGAUCCUGAUGAUCGAGGAGUGUGGAGGUGACGAGAUUUUUCUGAGGCAAUCAGAAAACAAGACAUUCCGGAUCAGUACCGGCCCGUGCUGCUGCUGCUGCCCCUGUCUGCCCCAAGUACCAAUCACACGACGCUCUCUCUUCAUGCUGAAACUGGGCUCCUUCCAGUUUGCUCUGCUGAAGGUGGUGUUUACCAUCCUGUCCAUCGUCUUGUGGACUAACAAGAACUACGACGUGGCUGAUAUGACGAUCAGCGGUGCUGCGAUCUGGAUCAACCCGGGCGUUGGCAUCCUCACCAUCAUCGCCCUGUGGCCCGUUGCCAUCAUGUUCAUGCACGUGCGCAACACGUUACGCAGCGUGAAGAUCAUCCCCAAAUACGCCAUGUAUCAGCUGGUGCUGGUGCUCAGUCAGCUGCAGUCGGCCAUCAUUAAUAUUCUGGCCAUGUACGGGACGAUCGGCUGCAGUCCGCCGUAUUCCUCUCAGAGCCGCGGUUACUUGAUGAGCCAGCAGCUUCUGAUCUUGGAGAUGUUCAUCAUCACGCUGGUCACUCGCCUGUUGUACCGGCGUCAGUACGAUCCCAUAUCCUACAGUGAGGGCGAGGAGGAGAAGAAUGUCAUCCUCGCCAUCGAGUCUGGCGAACACUGUGGGAAAAAUAAUCAUUAAAAUGUUUGUUUAUUGGCAUGAUGUCUCACUCACACACACCAGGUGUAACAGAUUUAUACGAAUGUAUAUUUUUGUAUCUAUAAACUUCUGACUUAUUUUGGACAAGCAGUGUUUGCAUGUGCUCAAGAAUGUUCGCGGUUCCAUCUGGCUGUUUGCAUGAGGAUUAGAACAGUGUUUUUCAUAUUAUUAUUAUUAUUAUUAUUAGCGUUUUUCACUUGCAGUCCUUUUUGCACUAGACAUGCAGAAUAAAUCCAUGUGGAAUGUGAUGACCACA
Messenger RNA from Hemibagrus wyckioides, 1626 nucleotides. It is a transcript of the gene slc51a, whose product is annotated as solute carrier family 51 subunit alpha. Gene Ontology annotation, molecular function: transporter activity. The record is from RefSeq and is a predicted model, not a curated record. NCBI's taxonomy places the organism in Eukaryota, Metazoa, Chordata, Actinopteri, Siluriformes, Bagridae. The coding region runs from base 375 to 1352 and encodes 325 amino acids. Gene Ontology annotation, biological process: transport. The transcript is spliced from 8 exons.